CGCGGGGCCAGGGCGGGCCGGGGGCGCGCCAGUCCGGCGGGCGCGCGGGGGCGGCGGGCGUGGCGCCACCAAUGGCAAACAAAGGCCGCCCCAGUGAAUCAUGUGGUGCCGGGGGAGGAAGUGCGGCUUGUUUUCUUCUCGCCAGUCUUCGGGCUGCGGGCGGAGCGGGAUGCGCGGGGACCCCCGCGGGGGCGGCGGCAGCGGCGGCCGCGAGCCCCGAUGAGGCCGGAGCGUCCCCGGCCGCGCGGCAGCGCCCCGGGCCCGAUGGAGGCCCCGCCGUGGGACCCGGUCCGCAACGACUCGCUGCAGCCCACGCUGACCCCGGCCGUGCCCCCCUACGUGAAGCUCGGCCUCACGGUCGCCUACACCGUGUUCUACGCGCUGCUCUUCGUCUUCGUCUACGUGCAGCUCUGGCUGGUGCUGCGCUACCGCCACAAGCGCCUCAGCUACCAGAGCGUCUUCCUCUUCCUCUGCCUCUUCUGGGCCUCCCUGCGGACCGUCCUCUUUUCCUUCUACUUCAAAGACUUCGUGGCGGCCAAUUCGCUCAGCCCUUUCGUCUUCUGGCUGCUCUACUGCUUUCCGGUGUGCCUGCAGUUCUUCACGCUCACGCUCAUGAACUUGUACUUCACGCAGGUGAUCUUCAAAGCCAAGUCAAAGUAUUCUCCAGAAUUACUCAAGUACCGGUUGCUGCUCUACCUGGCCUCGCUCUUCAUCAGUCUUGUUUUCCUGUUGGUGAAUUUAACCUGUGCCGUGCUGGUGAAGACGGGAAAUUGGGAGAGGAAGGUGAUCGUCUCCGUGAGAGUGGCCAUCAAUGACACGCUGUUCGUGCUGUGUGCUGUCUCUCUCUCCGUCUGUCUCUACAAAAUCUCUAAGAUGUCCUUAGCCAACAUUUACUUGGAGUCUAAGGGCUCGUCUGUGUGUCAAGUGACUGCCAUCGGUGUCACCGUGAUACUGCUUUACACCUCUCGGGCCUGCUACAACCUGUUCAUCUUAUCCUUCUCUCAGAGCAAGAGUGUUCAUUCCUUUGAUUACGACUGGUACAAUGUGUCAGACCAGGCAGAUUUGAAGAAUCAGCUGGGAGAUGCUGGAUAUGUACUGUUUGGAGUGGUGCUUUUUGUUUGGGAACUCUUACCGACCAGCUUAGUAGUUUACUUCUUCCGAGUUAGAAGUCCUGCAAAAGACCUUACCAACCCUGGAAUGGUUCCUAGCCCUGGAUUCAGUCCCAGAUCUUAUUUCUUUGACAACCCUCGAAGAUAUGACAGUGAUGACGACCUUGCCUGGAACACUGCCCCUCAGGGUCUUCAGGGAAGUUUUGCUCCAGACUGCUAUGAUUGGGGACAACAAACUAACAGCUUCCUGGCACAAGCAGGAACUUUGCAACAAGACUCAACUUUGGAUCCUGACAAACCAAGCCAUGGGUAGAAUCAGUUAACAGUUUUAUGGACAAUUCCUCAGUUGAAAAGCUUCAGAAACACAAACUUAUUGACAGCUGAAUUUUUAGGGCACUUUUCCUUAAGAAAUAGGACUUGAUUUUUAUUCGUUGUUUGUUAAAGGUUUCUAAAGGCUCCAUAGGACUAAAUGAUAAUUUAGAUUGACAAACUCUUAUGUUAAUAUUAAAAAGUGAGCCUGGCUAUUUCAGUGGGUAUAAUUUAAACUUACUAAAGAAAAUCUGUACUUUUAUAAGGAUAUAUUUUAUAUAACUUAAUAAUGCUGAAGUAUACUAGAGUUUUUUCUUGAGAACAUUAUUGUAAUAUGUGUUGCAGUUUGCACAGAAUUUUAUGCAUAAUUCACUUUAAAGGUAUAGAAUAUAUGGUCUUACGGUUUUUUAAGGCUUUUGAACUAAAGUAUUCCUCAAAUCCUUACCUCUUCAGGUCACUGAAGUUCACUCAGAUCCUGAGCUCCACAUUGGUAGACUCCUAAAAUAAAAUUGACAUCUAGAAAGCUAAUUGCAACUCCAGUGUUGAAAGUUAAAAUUAAAUGGAAUAUCAACAAAUUGUAAGGUAACUCGCUCUUCAUAAGAGUUUUUUUAAGGUCCCGAUGGCUGAUGCCUUGAAGAAUCUCUUAAAUUGUGCCAAAAGUCUGUUACUUCCUUUCAGUAGGGCACUAAUGUAUACACUUCAAUGAUAACAAGUUAAUAAUGUUAAAAAUGUAGGUGAUUUAUACUAUAUUAAACCUCCUCUGCUAUAUUCAGAGCUUUUGCAUAGUUCUUUCAGCCCAGUGAAAUCUAAUAUCCUCAGGACCAUAGCAAGACUAUACCAUUCCCAACUCAAUGAACAUGCAUUACAUUCAGGGAGAAGAGAAGAAGUCCCAAAAAGCACAUUAAUAAUAAAUCCACCAAGCCCUUGAGCUAAAACUAUGUGGAAUCCUAAUAAUUUUUUCUGUAAUCUCCAACUAUAUUUAAAAUAAUGUCCUUUAUUUUUAAAUAGCUCGGUAAACACCUUUUGGAAGCAGCACUUUUAAAAUGACAGUAGCAUUGCAAUAUAUGCCAAUCUCUUAGCCACGUAAAGGGUACGUUCCAGACAAUUGUCUAUUAAGUCAUCUUUCAUGUAAGUGAAAAACAUGUUACGAAAUACUACCUCCCAGGCCAGAAAUGCUUAAACCAUCAUAUACAUUCUGGAGCCAGAAAACUCUGCCUGCCGGAUGGUUAAAUGCUCUGAUUUUCUACAAAAUAGGGAUAAGAUUCUAGAGCAAGCACUGUUACAAGAGAGAAGGUAUCCUUCUGCUCUGCCUAGGAAAUUUCAUCAUGAGACAGAGGGAAGGGCAAAUAAAAAGGAACUAUUAUUAGUAAGUCCUGCCUACGUAAUGCAACUCAUUUUAAAUGACCCUUACCAUUUUGGUCUUCAGGAAUAAGUGAUCUCUGGGCAUUAUUUCACUGAGAUCAUCUAUUUCUAUUACUUUGGUGGUAAUUAAAAUUGGGAUCUCAGGUUUCACUUGGGUCACAAUUGGGUUUUUCAUUUUUAAAGACUACCUUUACCCUGCGUGAUCCCACAUAACGACAUUCUUGCUUUCAGUGCAUGGGUAGAUUUGGGUCACAGACCAUAUAAAAUAGUCACUUGUCAGGGAAAAUUCUGCAUUGAAGCAAGCUCUGCACUGUUAUUCAGAGCGCCUUAAAAUAAUAUCAUAAGUAGUUAUUUUAAGUAGUUUUAAGAAACCCUAUUGUGGUCACAUUGUCUUUAUUACUAAUUGUUGGAAAAUUUUCAAGGCAGACUCAGCAUAUGCUUGAAACUUGAAACUCCCUCAAUAUUAUAUCAGGUAAGGGCAGAUGCAUUUUUAAAAAAUACAAUGAACCACCAAAAUCAUGUGGUUUACAUGAUUUACAAUUCUGUUGUUACUGGCAGAAAAAUUGAAAUGCCCAGCAUAAUUGAUAAGUCACAAUACAGUUUCAUGAUAAAGCUGCUAGUAUUUAUUUGAACUAUGUUUUUUGUUGGACAGGAUAAAAAUGUUCUAGGUGGUUAUUUUUUUUCUUCCUUCUUUUACAAAAAGGAAUGCUAAAACCUUUAGGAGUGUCACAAAGAAAAAAUAUUAAACGCUAUGAUUGUAUCAAACCAUUUCUCUCUCAUAGUAAAUGAUCAUGUAUACCCUGUGAAAUACUCAGGAAUGGUAUGGGAAGGAAAAUUAAAAUUCCUUUUGCUUUCCACUUGUUCUGCUAGAUACACUGAAAAAAAAUCUCCUUAUAUGGAAUAUUAGAGGCAAAGAGAGGAAAAGGAAGGAAUGAUUACUGGCUCUAAAAUACCAAAAUGUCCUGUGUUUUAAAGCUCCACAGUGACAUCAAAACUUUUGAGGGAAUUGAAGAGUUUAUGGGGGAAAGGCAGUGUCACGGAAAUUCUGUAUCUUUUAUCUAAGCCUGAUGCUACACUAAAGGCCGCAUGUGAAUGGUUGUGUGUAACUGCUGACAAGUUGGUGUCACCUCUGCAGCUUAUUGUCUAAGAAUUCCAACUAAUUUGUGUAGAUAUUUUCCUUUGGCUCUUUUUCUAUUUUACUAUUAACCCCUUUGAGCUGAUAAUAAAAACACCUUGGACUAGA
Nycticebus coucang (slow loris) is the source of this 4023-nucleotide messenger RNA. RefSeq names its product G protein-coupled receptor 137B (gene GPR137B). The record is from RefSeq and is a predicted model, not a curated record. The transcript has 7 exons. Gene Ontology annotation, cellular component: lysosomal membrane. NCBI's taxonomy places the organism in Eukaryota, Metazoa, Chordata, Mammalia, Primates, Lorisidae. The coding region runs from base 220 to 1422 and encodes 400 amino acids. Gene Ontology annotation, biological process: negative regulation of osteoclast differentiation; negative regulation of bone resorption; positive regulation of TORC1 signaling.